Liolophura sinensis is the source of this 2014-nucleotide messenger RNA. RefSeq lists its product as uncharacterized. Lineage: Eukaryota; Metazoa; Mollusca; Polyplacophora; Chitonida; Chitonidae. The record is from RefSeq and is a predicted model, not a curated record. The transcript has 6 exons. The coding region runs from base 601 to 1575 and encodes 324 amino acids.
UCACCAUACUGCGGGAAAACCGUUCGAUGACUUGCAUAUGCAACGAGAAUUCUGGGCUCUACCUUUUGCAAUACUUACCGCUUUGUCUUGAAGCUGACAGAUGCAACGUGACAACUGAAUUCGACAGUUUCAGACGACUGCGUUUUUCACAUGCCCAGCCCCUCUUGCGGCGCCAUGCUCUCAAGCUGUUUACUGCGCCAAUACAUAGGCAACACCAAGUGAUAAAUAUUGAUCUACAAUAUUAUUUUUGGAACACUUAUAUUCUGCUUUACGUUAAACAUAUCAGCUAAGCAUACACUUGAAUUGCAGUUCGUUGGUCAAAAGCGUUUGUUAUUCAAAAUAUUCGUUUGCUUUCAGAAUUUUAUCCAUUGCACAGAUCUUUCAGACACUCUCCGGCAUCCGGGAGAAUCCUCUCCUGCCUCAUUUUAUUAUGUGUACCAGUGAAUAUCCGAGCCGUGAAGACUGUGACAAGGCACACGUUGACAGAUAGGCAAGCAUGGACGAGGAAGUUAUCACAACUGUUGAACAACUUCGUGAAGAAGUUGCUGAAAUUCGUAAACUAGGAAAAAGAUGGGGAUUUGAAGAUGACGAAAUUAACGAAUGCCUGUCCGAGGCUCUAGGUGGAUUAAUGAGUCACCAAUGAAGCCGAAGAAGCCCGUCCGACAAAGAGGAAAGUUGGGCAAAUGUCUCCGUUGUGGGUGCUUAACCCUCCUGGCUUUUCUGCUCGCCAUUUUUGUCUUCAUCGUCGUCAUUUCAACGCUUGACGAGAAGUCUACCGCUUUCUUAACGAAGUAUUUAGUGGCUAUGUCAUAUCCACUCCUUAGGUACUCCCGCCUGAUGUUUCUGCCCGUUCAUGGAAUGUUUAACGUCACAGAGUAUUACAGCUCGGAGUGCCUUGUGAGUAAUCCCUGGUUUGAUGAAUCUCCGGACUCGUGCUGGCAUUGUCGCUUCAAGAAGAACAUGAAAGAAAUGAGCCCAAAUACUACUCUUAGUUGGAGAGAUGAGUGGGAAGUAGCAGUGUUCAGGGGUUCCUUGAAGGAAACGUUGACCUUUGCAGACCUCCAGCAGAUGUUUAAGAAAAGUAAGGGCAUCCUCCAGGGUGAACUGCGCGCCAUGACACUGGUCAGUAACAGGUCUGAUAUCAUCUCACUUGAGGACAUCUUGGAGAGGAAGUCUGAAGAGGAUAUCCUCAAUGAUAGAGGGCUUCAUUUUCAGUGGAAGACAGCACAGAGCCUAGCAGCUAACAGAGUCAUACGUCAAUUUUUCGGGCGUCCAUCAUUUGUAAACGCUAAACAAGAGAUCUCUUUUGAGAAAAAUGUCAUCAUUCAAUCUCCUGGUACCGUUCCUUAUGAUCUGCCUGGUCAUAACUUCCCCAAUGGAUGGUAUAUGCAAGUCACUGGAACUCGGAAACUGAAAAUCAAACCGACAUCCAAAUGCCAGACUAAGUGCAAGUCAUUUGAUGUGACUCUGGAGCCAAGAGAUGCUUUGGUCUAUAACCCGCCAAGCUGGAUUGUUCAGUUGUUACCCGCAGAGACCAGUGAAAUCAGCGUUGGAUACAUGGGAAGUUUCUCAUAAAUGUAAUCGCUUACAUUUUCAAAAAGAAGUGCCUUCUAAUAUUUUUGUCUUCUAAUUACUGUUGUUGUUUUUAUUUAAGAAAUGAGGUUUACCUGGAAAUAUUUUAAUAUAUUUUUUACAUUCAAAUGUCUUUUAUUCAAAUUAUGUUUUUAAAAUCUCGUUAUUGCAAGUGAUGCACUUAUGUUUGUAUUACAUACACUAUACAGUGCUGAUUUAAAUUUAUGUUGUGGAAACUUGAAAAAAACAUACAUUCAGACAUUCCAAAGAAAUGCAACAUUUUAAAAUUCAAUGACUUGUUAAUCACUGUCUAUGUUAAUGUCAUGACUUCAAACAUUCGCUGAAGACAUUAUUUUUAUAAAUGCUUUCAUAUACAUGUACUUAUGAAAUAAAAGAAAAAAUGGCACGUAUUAAAUGUGGAUUUGGUUUCCUCAGGAGUAAU